Molecule: messenger RNA, 780 nt
Organism: Letharia columbiana
Lineage: Eukaryota; Fungi; Ascomycota; Lecanoromycetes; Lecanorales; Parmeliaceae
Exons: 2
Coding region: 1-780 (259 amino acids)
Source: RefSeq, a predicted model, not a curated record
AUGUCGCCCAAACCUCACUUACUCUUCAUAUCUUCCAGCUCCAUACCUUCCUACCUCAACCACUACUACCUUCAAAUCCUCUACCUCAGCCUUCAUCACCUUGCUAGCAGUCCUACACUGUCUCUCCCUCUUGCUUUAUCCUCGUCUGAGCUGCUAUCCUUCAUUAUGGCUCAAUUCACGCCUAUCAAUGUUGACCCUAAAGCCAACGGAGCUUACUUCAGCGAGCAGUUAGCUAAAGGGGAGGCCAACCUUGACGUCUUUGCUAUCUUCGGACUGCAUGCAAAUGGUCCUGUUCUUGACCGUCGUGCGCUCUGCUCGCACUUCACAACUGAGCUCAUGCCCCACUCCUUCGGGGGUGGCACUGCUAGCAGUGCAAAGACUCAAGGCCGUAAGAUCCCGACAUGGGCUCUCAUGAACACUGCCCAGAAGAUUCUUUGGCGUCUGGACGAUGCCGGUCUCGCACGCCUGCAGGAUGCAUGGAGGGUAAAAUCCAAGCAGGUCUGGAACCCUUUCGCGGAGCCGGGCUCACCCGAAGCCUUCAUCCCAACUCGUAGCAGUGCUCGCCGUAAUGCCCCUAAAUACUAUAUUGCCGGCGUCGAAGAGGUGCCUGAUGAGUACGACACCGCACGCAAGCAAGGCGCCGGGAUCCCCGGCUCUCAAUCCAAUCCUUUCUGCAUUGACUCCGAGGACGAAGGAGACCCCAUGGAGACUGACAACUUUGUCCCCGAUCUCUCUGGCCAUUCUGGCUUCGCUCGUGAGCACCCCGACCUGAUGGACUAG